Messenger RNA from Homo sapiens (human), 3118 nucleotides. RefSeq names its product serine/threonine kinase 16 (gene STK16). Gene Ontology annotation, biological process: cellular response to transforming growth factor beta stimulus; positive regulation of transcription by RNA polymerase II. The record is from RefSeq and is marked validated. Gene Ontology annotation, cellular component: Golgi apparatus; membrane; perinuclear region of cytoplasm. Gene Ontology annotation, molecular function: RNA polymerase II cis-regulatory region sequence-specific DNA binding; ATP binding; non-membrane spanning protein tyrosine kinase activity. The transcript is spliced from 8 exons. The coding region runs from base 423 to 1340 and encodes 305 amino acids. NCBI's taxonomy places the organism in Eukaryota, Metazoa, Chordata, Mammalia, Primates, Hominidae.
AGCACUGCUUCCGGUCGGUGGCGCUUCUCUCUGGCCCGAGCCAGGUCAGUCCGGCAGUGCAGAUGGCCCAUCCCGGGCUCUGGGCUCCUAGACCGGGGUGGGCCCUGCCAGGAGUGGGCCUGAGCCUCGCACGUCCUCUGAAACUACGCUAUGCUCUGCUUUUGCGGCGCGAUGGGCGUGGGAGCGGGGGCUGCCCAAAGAUGGGCUGGGGUUGGAGGAAGUGGCCCGGUAGCCGCUGUGUGUCCUGAGGCCGUAAGGCGCCUGACCCCACCCCUGAAGCUGGCGACGGAGCAGGGCCUGUUUUCUCUACACUAUAGUCAUGAUCCGCUGGGCCCCCAGCGCAUCUCCUGGAAGAGCCCACUCACCCUGGACGAGCUCUUCGGUAGCCUCAGACCGUCCUUGAAGAGGAUGACUGAGACAUUAUGGGCCACGCGCUGUGUGUCUGCUCUCGGGGAACUGUCAUCAUUGACAAUAAGCGCUACCUCUUCAUCCAGAAACUGGGGGAGGGUGGGUUCAGCUAUGUGGACCUAGUGGAAGGGUUACAUGAUGGACACUUCUACGCCCUGAAGCGAAUCCUGUGUCACGAGCAGCAGGACCGGGAGGAGGCCCAGCGAGAAGCCGACAUGCAUCGCCUCUUCAAUCACCCCAACAUCCUUCGCCUCGUGGCUUACUGUCUGAGGGAACGGGGUGCUAAGCAUGAGGCCUGGCUGCUGCUACCAUUCUUCAAGAGAGGUACGCUGUGGAAUGAGAUAGAAAGGCUGAAGGACAAAGGCAACUUCCUGACCGAGGAUCAAAUCCUUUGGCUGCUGCUGGGGAUCUGCAGAGGCCUUGAGGCCAUUCAUGCCAAGGGUUAUGCCCACAGAGACUUGAAGCCCACCAAUAUAUUGCUUGGAGAUGAGGGGCAGCCAGUUUUAAUGGACUUGGGUUCCAUGAAUCAAGCAUGCAUCCAUGUGGAGGGCUCCCGCCAGGCUCUGACCCUGCAGGACUGGGCAGCCCAGCGGUGCACCAUCUCCUACCGAGCCCCAGAGCUCUUCUCUGUGCAGAGUCACUGUGUCAUCGAUGAGCGGACUGAUGUCUGGUCCCUAGGCUGCGUGCUAUAUGCCAUGAUGUUUGGGGAAGGCCCUUAUGACAUGGUGUUCCAAAAGGGUGACAGUGUGGCCCUUGCUGUGCAGAACCAACUCAGCAUCCCACAAAGCCCCAGGCAUUCUUCAGCAUUGCGGCAGCUCCUGAACUCGAUGAUGACCGUGGACCCGCAUCAGCGUCCUCACAUUCCUCUCCUCCUCAGUCAGCUGGAGGCGCUUCAGCCCCCAGCUCCUGGCCAACAUACUACCCAAAUCUGAAAAAGCAGCAUGUUGAGAAGAUGGCCCCUUGUGCCUUGGAAAGAGGUUCCCAUCCCUCAUUGGAAUCACCACCCAUUCCAUCCAGGACUUCUCUUACACUUGGGGGUAGCGGGGUCAGGACAAUCAUCUCAGUCCUGCAUCUUUUCUUCUGCUUUCUUCCCUCCAAGAGCAAAACCUGGGCAAGGGGACUUACUGAGUGGGGGUGGGUGGGGGUUGGGAAAAGGGAAACUGGUGGGAUAUGGAACAUGGCUCUGAGCAGGACUGUUGAGCUCACAUAGUGUUCUGACUCCAAAUCUGGGAGCAGGAGAAUGUGUAAACAAGAAUAAAGUGGAAGCAGGUUGGUGUAGAUCUUAGUCUCAGUGUUCCUGGAGUGAGAGAAGAGGUGCAAGGGGCCCAAAGUCAGGUUGCCAUUUCAGGCGAACUGCCUGGGAAGGAGGAAUGGUGCAGAGUCGGCAAUGGUGUGACUUCAUUCUACAGGAGGUUGGUUAGCAGUGGACAGUUCUAGCUUGUCUUAGAUCAAAACUUAAAGCUGCUUGGGCUCAAGCUGGCAUCUGCCUGUGUCAAGAACUAGGGCCCCCUAAAAACACUCAACUAGUUCUUUCCUUCCUUCACUCCUGGGGUGAGUAGCUUAGUCAAAGCUGCCUAGCCGGUUUGCUAGGCAAGGGCCUCUGGGUGGAGACACCUGAGGAAGCUUUGAGACAGGUAGAUUACAGGUCUCCCAUCCUCAGCCUAGGGGCGAGGGGAGUGGAGGUGGCAGCGGCAGCUGUUUUGGCCUGUGUCUCCCUGAUCGUUCAAGCUCAUACAUGGUUAAUGAUUAAUGAGGCAGUGUGGUGUGGCAGUAUCCAGCUGCCACUUCCUGCCUACUCUGCUGAGUAAACAGGGGCCCUGUCUUAGCUGGGCUUCAAACCUGUUCCCUAGGGAAGGGCUCUGUUCCCUGAAUCACCAGGGAGGAAAGGCAAGGGCAGGGUUGGCAUCUCCUGCUCUUUUGUGAUCCAAGCCUCCUCCCCCGAACCAUGUCUACCCCACAGUAUGACAUCAGCAUGGGGCCUGGGGCUCCUGUUAGCAAAGUUGAAGCUUUCCCCAGGGCCCUAGCAGGAGUCUCCCACUAGCUAGCACAGAGGCUGAGGCCAGAAAGAAAUCACAAACAGAGGGGAGAUGACCUGACUUUUAAUGGCACAGCCCCAGCUCCAGCAAAGCAGCAAGACAGGAAGCUAUGCAAAGCUGCUCAGAGGUGCAGUGGCACAAACAACUCUAGGAGAUCGCCUGUGUUCCCUCCCAUCCCCCAAGCUUAUGACGUGGCUCCAUGCCCAGGAACUCUGGGCCAGCCCAGCCCCACUCCCAAACCCUCAUAAUGCACAGAGGAGCCUGGGCCAAGCCUUGCUUCCAGAGUUGGUAAAUGUAGAGGCAGCAGGAAGAACAGGGUAGCAGUCUAACUUUCAAAGACAGAAACCACUGGAUUAUACUCCUACUUGGAAAGGAGCUGAAGACUCAUCCUUCAACAGUUUGUGCCUGGAUUUUGGUCCUCAUUUCCUCCCUAUACUGAGUAACCCUAGGACUUCAAUUUAAAGUCCCUGGGGUUAUGCUUCCUGGGCCUGGCAAGAACCCCUUUGCAGGUCUCACCUUCAGCGAUGGAAGGGAUAAGGGUCAUGAACAGCAAACAGAGCAGCAGCAGCAUGAAGGGGAAGGCAGCAGAAGCUCAAGCACUCAGAGGGAACAAGAAACCGUGCAAGGAAACUGUUUAUUUCGAAAGGAUUUUGCAAUAAACAUAGUGAAUAGGC